CUCAAAGUAUUGGACUCUGACAGAUAAAUGACAAAAUGCCUUCGACGAAGACAAGACCUAUCGAAAAGUUUGCGAAGGCUACUGCCAAGUGCUCUGCAGAGGCGGCCGCGUAUGGCAAAUGUGUCGUUGCUGAUUACAAUGCGAUCCAUAAAGAUAUGUGUGCCAAAGAAUUUCUCAAACUCAAAGACUGCUUUCUGGCGGCCUCAAAGAAGGUCUAAUAGAAUGUUUUGGAUGGCAGAACGGAGGGUUCACUAGGCGUUUUGGGCUGGCUGUAGCAUGCAUCAUGUUUGAAAGAACAGACUGAUUAUUCACGUAAUCUAUGGAACUGGAAAAGAAAUCUUUUCAUCUCA
This is a messenger RNA of Aspergillus homomorphus CBS 101889, 350 nucleotides long. RefSeq lists its product as uncharacterized. Gene Ontology annotation, cellular component: mitochondrion. NCBI's taxonomy places the organism in Eukaryota, Fungi, Ascomycota, Eurotiomycetes, Eurotiales, Aspergillaceae. The transcript has 3 exons. Bases 36 to 218 code for a protein of 60 amino acids. The record is from RefSeq and is a predicted model, not a curated record. Gene Ontology annotation, biological process: mitochondrial respiratory chain complex I assembly.